Molecule: messenger RNA, 2705 nt
Organism: Bicyclus anynana (squinting bush brown)
Lineage: Eukaryota; Metazoa; Arthropoda; Insecta; Lepidoptera; Nymphalidae
Product: zinc finger protein 551
Exons: 5
Coding region: 109-1788 (559 amino acids)
Cellular component (GO): nucleus
Molecular function (GO): DNA-binding transcription factor activity, RNA polymerase II-specific; RNA polymerase II cis-regulatory region sequence-specific DNA binding; zinc ion binding
Source: RefSeq, a predicted model, not a curated record
AUAGUGAUCUGUGGUAAUUUAAUAAAAAAAAUAGUUUGUAAUUAAAUCGUAUCGUAUUGUAAUUUAUUAAAUUAAGAUUUAUCGCUUAUUACAAAUAUAACUUCUAAAAUGGAUCUAAAUAAACUUUGUCGUUGUUGUUUAAAUAAAGGAGCCACCAGAGAUUUGAGUACAGCAUACAGCUCGUGUGAAAAAAUGGAAAUAUAUUCGGAAAUGCUGAGAGAAUGCUACAACAUUAUUUUACGGCCAAGUAUCCACAGCAACAGUAUAUGUGAUGUCUGCGUGAAGAGUCUCCAGGAGUCAUACCACUUCAAGCUGCAGGUCCUCAAUGCGGAGCAGGCUUUCCUGAAGAGUCUCUCCUGUGAUGAACAUCCCGUCCUGUUGAAGAUACUUACUGAAGAACAAGAUGAGAAACCAACAGUGAAAGAGGAGCCAGCCCACAGUGUCUCCGACCACGAAUCAGAUUACUUAGUUGACACAAUCAAAGAGGAAUCGCCUUCCAUAGACACAGAGAGUGGGGCAGAGACAGAGCAGCCUCGGAGGAAGACCAGAGCGAGGAAUCAAAAAUCAUCUGAGGAGAGGAAAAUUGCCAAUUUUGUCACAAAACUUGCUAUGAAUUCUGGCAUAUUGCCGAAUAUCAAGAAACAACCGAAACAAAGAAAAAUCAACGUCAACCUCAAAGACCCAAUAGAUAUAGAGUGGAAAAGGAAAUCUGUCAUAGACAAGAGAAAGCACAGAGACAACUUGCUGACUAUAUUGAAAUACUCAAAUGUAAUCCCUUUCAAGAAUAAAUCCCUCCGCGGCUUCAUGUGUGGGUACUGUGAUGCUACGUACCCAGAUCCCAACGAUCUGAGGUCUCACACCCAAAACGAGCAUGAAAAAGAACGGUGCUCCUUCAAAUCAUCAUUCGACAUGACAGAGUACAACGUCAAAGUUGACAUAACCAACCUAACAUGCACAAUAUGUUUGACAGAAAUGGACAACCUAUCUAAGCUAAAGGACCAUCUUGUUAACAAUCACAACAAAAUUGUGUACAAAGACAUAAAAGAUCACAUAAUGCAGUUCAAAUUGAAGAAAGGUGAUGUUUUUGAUUGUGUGAUGUGUCCGUCGACUUAUGAGACGUUCAAAAUGUUGAAGCAGCACAUGAAUAAGCAUUAUUGCAACUAUACUUGCACCAAAUGUGAGAACUCCUUCGCAACGAAACGUUCUUUGAACGCUCACCAAGCUUCCCAUCAAGACGGUAGCUUCAAAUGUGAUCUGUGUGAGAAAAUAUUCUCGAGUAAAACGAAGAAACAUUACCACGAGAAAACGAAACACAUGGGCACGAGGAAUAUAAGCAACUGUCCGUUCUGUGAUGUUCCGUUCCGUUCGUACUACCAACGGAACCAACACAUGGUGAAGGUCCACAAUUCGGAGGCCCAAUACAAAUGCAACGUAUGCAAUAAGGGUUACAUACUGAAAUCUUUGCUGAUGUAUCAUAUAAAGAAGAACCAUUUGAUGGAACGGAACUGCCAAUGCUCUGAAUGCGGUCACAAGUUCUUCAGCAACAAGGCGUUGAAAGCUCACAUGGUGAAGCACACCGGUGAAAGGAAGUAUUGCUGUGAAGUGUGCCACAAGUCAUAUGCGAGGAAGUACACGUUGAGGGAGCAUAUGCGGAUACACAAUAACGAUAGACGGUUCAAGUGUGAAGUGUGUGGGACGUCGUUUGUCCAGAAGUGCAGUUUGAAAAGUCAUUUGUUGUCUCACCACGGGAUAUGCAUCGCUGCGAGCAAUAUCAUGUCUAAUUCUUGAAAAACUGACGGAACAUUGAAUCUAGUGAUUUAUCUAGUGCUUCAUUAUGAUCCUAUUUAUCACCACACUACAGGGCCAGGCUUCCAUUUUUAUAGGACAGGGUUUCUCAAAGUGGGGUACGCAAACCCCUGAUAACUGAUACCGAUUUAGAAUUAAUGUUAAAAUUGUUUAAAAUUAUUCCUAAAAUUUAAACCAUUUGCGACAAAUAACAAGGCCACCUGUCACAUUUUUAUGGUACUUUAUGAUGUAUUAUUCAAAUAAAAACCUUAUUUUCUUCAACAAUCAAAUUAAUUUUUUUCUUUGGGGGGUCCCCAGUAGUUGGUAAGGGGUUCGUGUCACUUGGAAAUUUUAACAGGGAUUCGUGGAGACGAAAGUUUGAGAAACCCUGUUAUAGGAUAGGAUAUGGAGCUCAGGUUCACCACACUGCCCCAAUCUCAGACUAAUUAAACCCAUAUUCGGUUCACUGCUGAUCUCGAGUCUCCUCUCAGAAUGAGAAGGGUUAGGGCAAUAAAUCAAAAUUUGGCAGGGAGGUAGUUUAUACUUUUAGACGAUCGCGAACUCGCUUAGAACUGAUUUAGCUACAGUGCCGGAUUAAAGAGGUCUAAAGGCGGAUGAUCUCACGGUUGUCUGCUAAUAUCAUAUAUACUAAAUAUCCUAUUUAUUCGAUGUAAACUGUAAUAUUAUUGCAAAAUCUUGACAAAUUCAAAUCACACACAGAUUAAAGAAUAAUAGGCAGAUAGAGCGCACGGAAUACGACGGUGUCAUAGCCGCUCCAAAUACGAAAUUCAAAAACGAAUACAUUCUUAAGUCAGUACGACCCGAAGCGUCGCAUCAGUCAUUUUCAAUAUUAUUAACAAAAAUGGCGUCUUAUGUUUUAAAUAUUUUAAAAACUGUUCACAAAAAUUAAAGAAAUAAGA